AUGCACAUUUUAGUUAUUGGAGCUUCCGGCCAAACAGGCUUGGAAUUUUGCACUGCAGCCUUGAAGCAAGGACACAGACUGACCCUUUAUGUGCGGAACCCAAACAAGAUUCCCAUUGACGUCGCUAGCCAUGCAAAUGUCACGGUCAUCAAAGGUAGCCUCGAAGAUGUUUCUGGCUUACAACAGGCUACCGCGUCAGGUGCCACUAUCUUUGUCUCCUUUGCUGGGCCUGGAGCGAAGUCGAGAGGCACACCCAUCACCAAUUCUAUGAAACUGAUAUUUCCCCUUCUGAUCGCCAAUAAUUUCAAAAGGGCCUUGGUUCUUGGCACAUGCUCCUUUCAAGCGCCACAAGACAAAGGUGCUCUGAAGUGGAAAGCGUCCAUCAUCCUUGUUAAGAUUAUCGGUGGAUCCGCCUUUGAGGAGUUCAACGGAUUGGGCGCUUUUGUGACAUCUCAGGACGUAACACAGCUUAAAUGGACCCUUUUCCGCGUCCCUUUUCUCAAUAACGGCCCUGAGGCACCGGUGACCGCCACCUUUACAGGGUCAGGUAGGGAUGGGAUGUUCUUGUCCAGAAAAAGUAUAGCAGCCUGGGUUCUGAAAGAGAUGAAUGAAGAAUCUAAUUGGAUCGGCAAAGCGCCUGUGCUUUCAAAUUAA
Molecule: messenger RNA, 654 nt
Organism: Rasamsonia emersonii CBS 393.64
Lineage: Eukaryota; Fungi; Ascomycota; Eurotiomycetes; Eurotiales; Trichocomaceae
Exons: 3
Coding region: 1-654 (217 amino acids)
Source: RefSeq, a predicted model, not a curated record